This is a messenger RNA of Fimicolochytrium jonesii, 1314 nucleotides long. RefSeq lists its product as uncharacterized. The coding region runs from base 213 to 1136 and encodes 307 amino acids. Lineage: Eukaryota; Fungi; Chytridiomycota; Chytridiomycetes; Spizellomycetales; Powellomycetaceae. The record is from RefSeq and is a predicted model, not a curated record. The transcript is spliced from 2 exons.
GAUGAAGACUGUAUCUUAAUUGUAAACUUGGGAAACGAAAACAAUCCUUCGCCCUCUCAAUUCGAUCAAAUUUUGGCAAUCGCCGUUCAACAGCGUUCCAAUGUCAAAUGUCUUAAUAUUCACGAUAUGUAAAAAGGGGUGCAACGCAAGCAAACGACGGCUUUUAUUGAGCCGCUACGAGCCCGGCGGGGUUUGUCGUUGACUGAGUGGAGAUGAUCAAGGGUUUGAAACCGAGCUCCUCAACAGGUCAGCGCAAAAAGUCCUUCUUUCGCAGAGCCUACCUUGGUGACUUUCGCCAAAUCAUACUGCAGUUCUUUGAUCUGCCUAUUCUUCGAGUCCAACACCUCCUCCAACCUUCUCGACAAGCCCGCAACCGCGGUCGGGUCCAAAUUCGUCGCCUUGAGGAUCUCAUUCACUUGCAGAUCCCGCUUCUCGAUCAAGUCCCGCAGCGACUCGACCUUCUUCUCCAACACCAGGUUCUUGAAACCUGUCUUUUGCUGCACGCUGACAAUGCGGUCCACGAACCCUUCAUACAGCUCAUCACGCUCCUUCUGGACCUGCCCGAACCGCUGCUCCAGCACCUCGUGUUCCCAAGACAAUGCCUUGUGCCUGUCCUCGAGAAUCUUCAACCGGGCCUUGGUGUCCCGAAGCAGCUGCUUGUCCUUGUCGUAGUUCUGCAACUGCCGUUUGAGUGCGUCGCAUUCCGACAAAGCAGCCUGCAACGGCUCCGACAGCCGCUUGUUCUCCGAAGCAAUAUCCGCCAUCUGCUUCUCAUUCCGCUCCUCCUUCUUCUUCAUAUCCUCCACCUGCUCCUUCAACGAGUUGAUCAACGCCAAGUUGUUCAACGUGAUAUCGUUAUAGUAGUUCUUGAUCUCCCCAAACGCCUUGUCGUGAUUCUUCAUCAACGCAUUGAUCUGCCCAUUCUUGCGCUCCUCGAUCUCAUGCACCUCGUUCUUGCGCUUCAACUCCAAAUCGUCCCUCACAACCUUCAUCUUCUUCUCGUAUUUGGCAUGCAGCUCCUUUGCCCGCCGCUCAAAGUCGUUGCGCAUGCGCGUGAUCUCCUCGUCGUGCUUUUGCUUGAGGUUCUUGACGAUGUCCUCGUGGGAGAGUUCGAGCUCCUUCAGCUCGAGCUUUAAUGCCCGCUUGUCCCGCUUCAGCUGCUGUUCGCGGCCAACGUGCUCCUCUUGGUCGAUCUGGAGUGCGCGUUCGGAGUCGGCUUGGAGAUGGGCGACGUUGUUUUGGUAUUCGUAGAGUAGGUGCUUCACUUUUUGUUUGUAGACCUGUGGUUCGCGGGACAGAUUCGUGAGAUGUGUU